AACACUUUCGCAGGAUUACGCCUCGUCUUGUUCAUCAUGAGCACUACCACUACCACUGAGGACCCUCCCAUCGACAUCAAAACCCUGUCCGAGCAAGACAAAAAAGAGCUCAUGAUCGGAGACACCGUAUCCAUAGCCAGCGACACCACACUCGGCGUUUUAGACGCCACCUUCAUACCCGUCAAAACACUGCACAUCAACGCCAAAGGCAUCAGCGUCCUCCGCCUCUCCACACCACCGAGCGAGCGCGCAGUCACGAUCAGCAACCCCGAUGGCAGUCUAGUCUACACAUCCACGCGCGCCAGACUCAGUUCAGGGAACUGCACUCUAACGGAUGCUGAUGGGAAGGCGUUGGUUGGGACUGAGUACUUCUUUGGCCCAAGUAAAGAUCCUGUGCUGAAUAGGCUGGACACUGACGAAGGUAUGAUUUACGAGAUCAAGACAUUGUCGAAGUGGACGAGUAGAAAUCACAAGUUCUUGCUGCCGGAUGGGAGGACGUUUGAGUGGCGGUAUAAGAGGGAGAAGGGGUUUGGCGCGAAUGGUGUGAAGGGGACUGCACUUGUGCUUAAUGUUGGAGAGAGGAGGUUGGCUAUGCUGAUCAGGAAUGAUGAGACAAGAACGCUGGGGAGCAAAUCUUGUAGUGCGGGCAAUGGCGGUGAGCUCCUGUUGGGUGAUGAUGUUGGUGGGAAGAUUGGUAUUAAGGAGGAUCUUGUUGUUGCGACUUGUUUGCUGAUGUUGAAGAAGGAGAUUGAUCGCAGAAGGAACUGGUGAUGGCAGGACGGUGCAGUGGAUGUUGAUCAGUGCUGCGGGCUUUGUCGUGAUCAAGAUUCGUCCAUGAAUUUAUCUGAGCUUUGAUCUCCAAGUUACACAGUCUAUCUCCAACAUGACACUCCC
Molecule: messenger RNA, 894 nt
Organism: Macroventuria anomochaeta
Lineage: Eukaryota; Fungi; Ascomycota; Dothideomycetes; Pleosporales; Didymellaceae
Exons: 2
Coding region: 37-771 (244 amino acids)
Source: RefSeq, a predicted model, not a curated record